Messenger RNA from Chanos chanos (milkfish), 3027 nucleotides. RefSeq names its product anoctamin 1, calcium activated chloride channel a (gene ano1a). Gene Ontology annotation, molecular function: intracellularly calcium-gated chloride channel activity; protein dimerization activity. Lineage: Eukaryota; Metazoa; Chordata; Actinopteri; Gonorynchiformes; Chanidae. Gene Ontology annotation, biological process: chloride transmembrane transport. The transcript has 25 exons. Gene Ontology annotation, cellular component: plasma membrane. The coding region runs from base 151 to 2994 and encodes 947 amino acids. The record is from RefSeq and is a predicted model, not a curated record.
AGGUGCGCUUUUCCUCUUGCGCUACUGCUCAGGAUACAGAGGACAAUCCUCGCUCCGCUGAGUCCCUCAGUUUUCGUUGGAGGUGAAACCCCCUUGGUUCCUGGGAACCAGCUCCCUGAGUUGGGAGAGGACAACAAGGAAGGAGAAACAAUGUGGAAAAAUGAGAAAUACAAGUCAGUACCUGCUGACGAUAGUGUAACCCAUUCCAAAGGUGAUGGGGACAUCGGAUAUGCCCAGUAUGACUCCAUUCUCCUUAACACUAGAAAGACAGAGGAGAAGCCUCAUCCUCAUUCAGCGUUAGGACCUUACUUCCAGGAUGGCCAGAGAAGAAUAGAUUACGUCCUUACCUACCACAUUGAAAAACCACAAAGUGCCCGCCGGCAAUCAACACAUUCAAUAGCCAGGAGUUUACGAGAGAGCUUGAGUAACAGCUUCAAACGUAAUCGCCGCAGCCCCCCUGUUCAGGAGGACCCUGAGAUCGCUGCUCAGGAGCACCAGCUGGAUUACCAUGAGGACGACAGGCGCUUCCGCAGGGAGGAGUUUGAGGAAAACCUGAGGGAGAUGGGCCUUGAACUGGAAAAAGACGAAGGGACUAAAAUCCCUGGAGUGGGCUUCCUCAAAAUUCAUGCCCCCUGGAACGUACUCUGUCGAGAAGCAGAGUUCAUGAAGCUAAAAAUGCCCACUAAAAAAAAAUAUGAGGUGAAGCAGGGAAGCAACAUCGUUGAGAAAAUCAACUUGUUUAUCCAUAAAAUAACUGCCCCUUUGUAUCCCAAAGUAGAGAAGAACCAACUUCAUAGUGAAAAGCCUCUUUCUUACCCAUUCUCAAGGGAAAAGCAGCAUCUGUUCGAUCUCUCAGACAGAGAUUCCUUUUUUGACAGCAAAACCCGGAGUUCAAUAGUUUAUGAGGUGCUGAAACGUACAAAAUGCACAAGAUCCAAAUAUGUCAUGGGAAUCAGCAGCCUACUUGGCAAUGGGGUUUAUACAUCUGCCUACCCACUGCAUGAUGGAGACAUUGAAGGUGUGCAUGCAGAGCCCAAUGACAGAAAGCUCCUAUAUGAACAGUGGGCAAGCUACAGCAUCUUUUACAAGUACCAGCCUAUUAGUCUGAUCAGGAAGUACUUUGGUGAAAAAGUGGCUCUUUACUUUGCCUGGCUGGGUGUGUACACCCAGAUGCUUAUCCCAGCAGCACUAGUGGGUGUUAUUGUGUUCCUGUAUGGCUGUGCCACUGUGGAUGACAACAUUCCCAGCAUGGAGAUCUGCGACCCAAGAAACAACAUCACUAUGUGCCCACUGUGUGACAGAGCCUGUAGCUACUGGAAAUUAUCCACAGCCUGUGGCACUGCCAGGGCUAGCCACCUGUUCGACAACAGUGCCACCGUCUUCUUCUCCAUCUUCAUGGCGCUCUGGGCUACAAUGUUUAUGGAGCACUGGAAGAGGAGGCAGAUGCGACUCAACUACAUCUGGGACUUGACUGGCUUUGAGGAGGAAGAGGUUGGUAAUACAAACCACCCACGAGCGGACUACGAGUUUCGUGUCAUGCAGAAGAGACUGAGGAAGGAGCAUAAAUCAAAGGUAAGUCUGAGAUCUCAGGGAGACCAAGAAAAGCUGACCUGUGUGGACAGAAUGCCUGCAUACAUGACCAUUCUCAUUAUGAUGUGUUUCUUGAUCUGUGUGACCUUUGCCAUCGUGUUUGGGGUAGUGCUGUACAGAAUCUCCAUCAAGACAGCCCUGCACAUGAGCUCGACGCCAACUUUCCGCUCAAACGUGCGGGCGACCGUCAAGUCCACGGCUGCCAUCAUCAACCUAAUCAUCAUCAUCAUCAUGGACGAGAUUUACGGAGCCGUCGCGCGCUGGCUUACUGUUCUUGAGGUACCGAAAACUGACAAGAGUUUUGAGGAGCGGUUAAUCUUUAAGACAUUUGUCUUGAAAUUUGUGAAUGCUUUCACCCCAAUAGUGUACCUGGCUUUCUUCAGGGGCAGGCUUGUCGGUCGUCCAGGCAAAUAUCUCUAUGUGGUGGGGUCAUAUCGGAUGGAGGAGUGCGCUCAUGCAGGCUGCCUGAUGGAGUUGUGCAUCCAGCUGUGCAUUACCAUGUUGGGCAAGCAGCUUAUCCAGAACAACCUGUUUGAGAUUGGCAUUCCAAAACUCAAGAAACUGAUCCGUCGUCGCAAGACUGAAAUGGACUCUCAGCAGCAGGAGGAGCUGUACAAAACACUGCACCGCCAUGAGAAGGACCACUUUCUUGGGCCCUUUGUAGGCCUCAACCCAGAGUACAUGGAGAUGAUCAUCCAGUUUGGUAUGGUGACUCUUUUUGUGGCCUCGUUCCCCCUGGCUCCCCUCUUUGCCCUGCUCAACAAUGUCAUUGAGAUCCGCUUGGACGCCAAGAAGUUUGUAACUGAAUUCAGGAGACCCCUUGCGGCAAGAGCAAAAGACAUUGGCAUAUGGUAUAAUCUUCUGCGAGGACUCAGCAAAGUGGCUGUCAUUGUUAAUGCGUUUGUGAUUUCUUUCACCUCUGACUUCAUCCCACGUCUGGUAUAUCAGUACAUGUAUAGUCCAGACGGCACCUUGCAUGGCUUCGUCAACCACACACUGUCUUACUUUAAUGUCAGUGAUUUUCAGCCCGGCACUGGCCCACUCAAUCCAACUCACCUGGGUUACGCGGUGGAAAUCUGCAGGUAUAAGGACUACAGGGAUCCUCCAUGGUCUGACACUCCCUACGAAUUUUCCAGAGAAUUCUGGGCUGUAUUGGCAGCCCGGUUGGCCUUUGUCAUUGUUUUUCAGAACGUGGUGAUGCUAAUGAGUGACUUCGUCGACUGGCUGAUCCCAGACAUCCCCAAAAAUAUCAGUCAGCAGAUCCACAAGGAGAAGACCCUCAUAGUGGAGCUGUUUAUGAAAGAGGAGCAAGGCAGGAGAUACCUCCAAAACAAUCAGAAUAACCAAAGUCCUCCACAGCCACGCUCACGUCCUAGCUCUCACGUCCAAUCCAACAACCAUUAGGCCCAGAGAGAGGGCCACAGAGAGUCUAGAGUG